GCACUGAAACUAAGCGAUGUGGAGCAAUCGCUGCUCGAUUUUAAUCCUGGCGCUUCUGGUCGCCAGCAGUGCGGAAAACGUAUCCGGUAGAUUGCCAAGAAUCCUGCCGGAAUCUUUCGCCAAAGGCGAUGAAGGUGUGAUAGUGCGCGGAGACUGUGAAUUCAAGGUGAACGGUGACCUCAACGACCCCGCUCCUCUUUUUUCGCGACACAAUUCUUAUGAAAUUAUAGUACCUGAUCCCACGGAUACAGUGCGUUUGGUUAAUGGAGAACUUUUGGACAUGUUCUGCCCAGGAGUGGGAUUUGCAGCCCCCUUUGCUAAUCGCUCGCAGGUGACGGCUACGUGUCUGCAACACAAGUAUUUCCUGGUCGAUGAUCUCAUCUAUCCGUUUGCCAACUUCUCCUGCAACAACUGGCCCAUCAUCAGUGCCCUUCGCACGGGAAAGGAUUGUAAUGGAGGCACCGAUCUCGUCCAGGUGGGAUUCGAGGUGGAGGAUGGCGGAUUCCUGCAGUCCUACGAACUUUGUCACGAUGCCGAGGCGGAAGCCACGCGAUAUGUUCACCAUGUGCUCUACCCGUCGAGCUACGACUAUCAGCACGGUGUGGCGAGACCCAACUUUAUCGAACUUGACUUUUAUGGGGGAAGGGAUGUGAACACCAAGUACACCCAAGUCCAGCAGAAUAUCACCAUUAGUGGCAUACUCGGAUUGGAUGCCUCGCCGUAUUUCAACUUCAGUGAUGAUCGCAUCCUGGCCCGAGGACAUAUGAUUGCCAAAACGGAUCAGAUAUUUGGGGCAGCUCAGCACUCCACAUUCCUGUUCAUCAAUGUGGCGCCUCAGUGGCAGACCUUCAAUGGAGGCAACUGGGAAAGGGUUGAGACGAGUGUUCGAAAAUUCGUGGCCGAUCGUAAUCUUACCACUGAUUGUUAUACUGGGACCUGGGGUGUAACCACCCUUCCCGAUGUGGAUGGAAUUGAAAAGGAGCUAUAUCUCGACUUUGAUGAGAACAAUAAUGGUUUGAUCCCUGUGCCCAAGAUAUAUUACCGCGUGGUCAUCGAUCGGAAGAGUCGGGAAGGUAUCGUCAUCAUUGGCAUUAACAAUCCUUAUUUAACUCUGGAGCAAAUCAAAAAGGACUAUAUCGUUUGCAAGGAUAUUGGCCAUCAACUGAGCUGGCUGUCUUGGUACAAGGAAGAUCUGCACGAGGGUUACUCAUAUGCCUGCACUGUGGAGGACUUUAUCGGAGUGGUCAAGGACUUGCCUCUGGAAGAUCUGUACACUAAUGGAGUUCUUGGACUAGAUGAUGUGACCACUGUUGCACCUACUGUUUCUACACCGGAAACAUCAACAGAAGAUACAACAACUACUGAACCUGCAACUACACCUAGUACCACCACAGUCUCUUCUACUAGUGAAGAACCAAGCUCAUCUACUGCGUCACCCACGACGGAACCACCAUCCACAACAGAACAAGGUUGUUCUACCACUCCGGAACCAAGCUCAUCUACUGAUUCAUCUACUGUAGAGCCAAGCUCAACUACAACUUCAAAUCCUACCGUCACCACUCCUACCCCCAUUGUUAAUCCCUGCAAGUUUAGCAUAAAUGGUGACAUGAAGGACCCUGCUCCACUUCUUACACCUCAAGGAGCUCUCAGUUGGCUGCUGCCCGAUGAAAGUGGUGUCUACACCGUUGAAGAAGGAUCCACCAUCGAUCUGCACUGCACUGGAGCUCUGGUCUCGCCUUUUAAUAGGUACACCGCCCUGACGGCUCGCUGUGUUGGCGAUCAGUUGUACGAGGCUGAAGGACAGCGGGUGAAUAUUCGAGGUUUCGUCUGCCAGAGUUGGCCCACCUAUGUGGCCUUGCGAACGGGAAGAACCUGUCCGGGUGGCACGGAUCAGGUGCAGAUUGGAUUCGAUGUGGCCGCCGGUUAUCUUACCCAAGUGGAGCUUUGCUACGAUAAGCAGGUGCAGAUCUCGAGAUACGCUCGCUACGAACUGACCCCCGCUAAUGUGGCCUAUCAACGGGGAGUGGCUCAACCUGGAUACCUACGAGGUGACUUCUACACUGGUGAGGAUGUGAACGUUCUGUAUGGUCAAUCGCAUCAGCUGGCGGCAUUUAACACUGAACUGGGUUUGGAUGCCAGCAAGUAUUUCGACAGCACUAAGGAUCUCUAUUUGACGCGAGGACAACUGGCCGCUCGUCUUGAUUUUGUCCACAGUUCCGCCCAGAGAGCCACCCACUUCUAUGUGAAUGCAGUUCCGCAGUGGAGGAGCAUCAAUAUUGGCAACUGGCUGGCCGUGGAGACAAGUUUGCGGCAAUUCGUGGCCGAUGAGGCACUCAAUGUGAGUGUUCAUGCUGGCAGCUUUGACGUUUCAACUCUACCCAAUUCCCAAGGAGUCCAAACACCUCUCUAUCUAAAUGCCGAAACCAAACAACUUCCGGUACCCAAGAUACUCUAUCGCAUUGUUAUCGAUCAGGAAAGUCGCAAGGGAAUUGUUUUGAUAGUGGUAAACAAUCCACAUAUAACUUUAGCCGAGACUUUGCAGGAUUAUGUGAUCUGUGAGGAUCUGGGUGCACAGUUGGAUUGGUUGGACUGGGAUAAAACUAGUCUGCAAGAGGGCUACGCCUAUGCCUGCUCUGUAGAGAGUUUCAUCGAGGUGGUGAAGGACCUGCCCACAGAUCUACUAGAGACUACUGGAGUACUUGGUUUGAGUAAGCAAAAUCUGGAAAAUGAGCUGUGCACCUUUCAAGUGAACGGAGAUCUAAAGGAUCCAGCUCCUUUGUUUGUGAUAAGAAGUGAGUUGGGUCAUGCGAGGUACUUGGAACCGGAUCACGAUGGCUUGGUGCAGCUGAAACAUGGCGAGUCCUUGGAGUUCCACUGCAUCAAGUCAUUUGCUGGACUAUUCUCUGGUUAUACUUUUGUGAACUCCACCUGCUGGCAACAACAGAGUUUUUUGGCCCUGGGCAGCUUGUACCAGCUUCAGGACUUUGUCUGCACCUCCUGGCCAACUUACACGGCUCGUCGGACCAGUCGUCCCUGCAACGGGGGCACUGAUCUCCUGGAAGUGGGCUUCCAGCUCUCAUCCUCCUCCUCCGACGACGACUUCCUGCAGACCUAUGACGUGUGCCACAAUGAACUGACCGAAGUUACCCGCUAUGUGCAUCAUGUUUUGUAUCCGGGAAGUGCGCAAUAUCAGCGAUCUGUUUCCCGGCCGACCUUUAUUCCGGGUGACUUUUACAACGGCAAGGAUGUGAAUAAGUUGUACACUCAGGUCCAGCAGAAUAUCACUGUAACCGAGAUCCUGGGCAUGGAUGCCUCGCCCUACUUUAACAUCAGUGCCAAUGUGUACCUGGCCCGAGGUCAUCUCGCCGCUAAAACCGACUAUGUCUUUGGGGCAGCUCAACAGGCCACCUUCUUCUUUGUGAAUGUGGCUCCUCAGUGGCAGACCUUCAACGGUGGAAACUGGGAACGAGUUGAGGAUAGUGUGAGGAAUUUCGUGGCGGAUGAAAACAUCACAGCAGAUUGCUAUACUGGCACUUGGGGUGUGUCCAACCUACCCGACGUGGAUGGCAUCGAAAAGGAGCUAUAUCUGGCCUUUGAUGAGAACAACAAUGGAUUGAUCCCCGUGCCCAAAUUGUACUUCCGCGUAGUUAUCGAUCGCAUCAGCAGGAAGGGUAUUGUUCUCAUUGGUGUGAACAAUCCACAUGCUGAUCUGGGGCAAAUCGAAAAGGAGUACAUCAUCUGCAAUGACAUUGGCCACCAGUUGAGUUGGGUCAGUUGGACCAAGGAGGAUCUGAAGAAAGGAUAUUCCUAUGCCUGCACUGUGGAAGACUUUACUUCUGUGGUUAAGGACCUGCCACUCGAUGAGUUACACGUUGAAGGAGUGCUGGGCAUUCAAGACUAGAGUUUGUAGAUAAACAAAACGAAUUUCGUAGUUUAAAACCAAUAAAAAGUAAUAUUACCUAAA
Drosophila gunungcola (fruit fly) is the source of this 3964-nucleotide messenger RNA. RefSeq lists its product as uncharacterized. Gene Ontology annotation, molecular function: metal ion binding; single-stranded DNA endonuclease activity; RNA endonuclease activity. Gene Ontology annotation, cellular component: mitochondrial inner membrane; nucleus. Gene Ontology annotation, biological process: apoptotic DNA fragmentation. The transcript has a single exon. The record is from RefSeq and is a predicted model, not a curated record. Bases 17 to 3901 code for a protein of 1294 amino acids. NCBI's taxonomy places the organism in Eukaryota, Metazoa, Arthropoda, Insecta, Diptera, Drosophilidae.